Messenger RNA from Manduca sexta (tobacco hornworm), 1495 nucleotides. RefSeq names its product zinc finger protein GLIS2 homolog. Bases 240 to 1463 code for a protein of 407 amino acids. Gene Ontology annotation, cellular component: nucleus. The record is from RefSeq and is a predicted model, not a curated record. Gene Ontology annotation, biological process: smoothened signaling pathway; regulation of transcription by RNA polymerase II. The transcript has 4 exons. Lineage: Eukaryota; Metazoa; Arthropoda; Insecta; Lepidoptera; Sphingidae. Gene Ontology annotation, molecular function: RNA polymerase II cis-regulatory region sequence-specific DNA binding; DNA-binding transcription factor activity, RNA polymerase II-specific.
UCGACAAUUUCCUAAAAUCAUCUCUGUAAUGACAUUUCGCUAUUUUCCAUUUCGUAAUAUCUGUGAAGGAUAAACAAUGUAAAGCUAGACAGAAUGUUCGCGGGGGAUUCGUUCUCUUAUCGGCGCGUUGUCACUCUGAGACGUUUUAUAAGUAGGCGACGCGGCUGCCUGCCAUCAUUGUCUGUAACGACCGCGCAGUGACCACAACUGUUGUUUCGUAGUACGGAGUGAAUGUGUAUAUGACAAUGCUCGUGUUUCCGCAAUGGAGAUCAGAGUUACCUGGCGAAGGUUGCAGGGUCCCACGCUGGAUGCCCGCUGAACGUUUCGCGCCCUACCUCGCUAGGCCAAUGCCUUUGGCACCGCUUCCACCUCAGGUCGAAGAUGAAGACUCUUCUGGUGGAUCGUCACCUGAGAGGUAUGCGUUCGAGCAAAUCCCAGAUAAUCCAGAGGGGGUCUGUGGAUGGCGAGGCUGCGGCAUGCGGUUCCCGAGCGUGGCACGUCUGUCCGCGCACGUCGCGCGCACGCACGCACUGGCUCAUAGAGACGGCCUUUUCUACUGCGGGUGGAAAGGCUGUACCAGACCACAAAGGGGAUUUAAUGCAAGAUACAAAAUGUUAGUGCAUGUGCGCACUCACACUAACGAACGUCCCCACACCUGCAAUCAGUGCAACAAGAGUUUCUCCAGGGCUGAAAAUUUGAAGAUUCAUCUUCGUUCGCACUCGGGAGAAAAACCCUACGUGUGUCCUUAUGAGGGAUGCGGAAAAGCCUACUCCAACUCCAGCGACAGAUUCAAGCACACACGGACCCAUGCCGUCGAAAAACCAUACUGCUGCAAAGUUCCUGGGUGCAAUAAGCGAUACACAGAUCCGUCCAGCUUGAGGAAACAUGUCAAAACCUACAAACAUUUCACAACGGAUCAUCUAUCGAAACAAGAGCCUAGAGAGAUACAGAGCCCAGAAAACAUGCACAAAGAUAUUACACCUGAAGAGCCCCGAUCUACCCUGCACCCCUGUUUGCCGUAUAAUCAGCCAAGAACUGCUCUGUCACCCACAAUACCUUAUCCCACGAUAAUAACGGAGACGUCAAUGUCUCCGCCUCUUAGGUAUCCAGUGGAUCCAGUCUACAUUCGACCACUGGAGCCUAUUUACCAAAUAAGAGUUCCUACUGACGAAAUGUCUUAUAUGGAGUACACCCAAAUGUACGAACAUGCUUACAGGAGUUACUAUUCAAAUAUCAACUACCCUGUACCAAGACCGAGUAUUAGUGAAAAAAUGUACACGUAUGAAGACCAGCCCAAAGUUGCUGAUGUUCAUAUGCCUUCUAUUGAAGAAAGUCCAGAGAGAUUGAAUUGUGUUGAAGAAAUGCCAUUAAACCUGAUAUGCACUAAACGGAUAGAGUGCAAGCCUAUUGAAGAACUUAUCAGAAGAACCGACUUGCCAUUAGAUUUAAGUACCAAAAGCUGAUAAGUAUUUAUUAAUAAAUUAUGUUUAACUUA